AUGAAAAAAAUUUUUCCCUCAAAUCACCUGUUUUUAUUAUUACUGGGGGUCCUGAUUUUUGGACUAAGCAGUGCCUCUGCUGAAGAGGACUCUGGUUCACUUUUUUCAAAAGCAUCUUGUGAUUUUGCACUCGAAUUAUUAAAAGUGCAAUCGAAAGCUGAUGAAGGAAAUGUGGUUUUGUCUCCAAGUAGUGUUGGAGUUUUACUUGCCAUCGUUCAGCAAGGAGCUCAAGAAAACACUCUCACUCAACUUAAUAAUGUUCUUCACAUGACUUCUGAAGAAUCUAAAAAUGCAUUCAAAGCUUCUCUCGAUUUGUUAAGGAAAGAAAAGGAAAAUGUUACAUUGGAGUGGGGAAAUCGAAUUUAUGUAAUCCCUCAGUAUCAUAUCGGUGAGAAUUUCAAUAAAAUAAUAACUGAAAAUUUUGGGACGGAAAUUGAAAAAAUAAGUUUCACUGAUCCAUCACCACAAGAAGCUGCAGAUAAAAUGAAUAAUUGGAUAAAAGAAGUUACACAUGACAACAUAAAAGACUUCAUUUCUCCUGGAUCACUUUCCGAUAGUCUAAGAAUGAUUCUUCUCAAUGCGAUAUAUUUUAAAGGACUUUGGGAUGUUCCCUUUAAAAAAAUGUUAACAGUAAAUAAAAAAUUUGAAAGCAGUCCUGAAAGUUCUGUUGAUGUACCAUUCAUGACUCAAACGGAAAGAUUUUUAGCUGGAGAAAAUAGUAAAAUGAAAAUUAAAUGGGUUGAUUUACCAUUCAAGAAUGAAAAAUUUUCCAUGUUAUUUGUACUCCCAACUGAAAAACACAGAUUGAAUCAAGUCAUGGAAAAAAUAAAUGGAGAUUUUUUAAGAAAAUUAAUUAAUGACGAAGGCACAAGACACGUCACAAUGAGAAUACCAAAAUUUAAACUUAGUAAAAAAUUAUCACUCAAUGGAGUUUUGUCAAUGAUGGGAUUAAAUGAUUUAUUUACCACGGCGGCGAAUUUAAAAGGAAUCGCACCGGAUGAUAAUUUAGUCGUUUCGCAAGUUUUACACGAAGCAAACGUGGAAAUAGACGAAGAGGGAAGCGUUGCUUCUGCCGCCACGGGUAUUUUCUUCGAAGUAACGAGUUUUAUACCGACGGAUAAUCUCGAUUUCAUAGCCGAUCAUCCAUUUUUAUUUUUCAUACUCGAUAGAGCGAACAAAGUUCCACUUUUUGCCGGAAAAGUCGUCAAUCCUUUGUGA
Molecule: messenger RNA, 1218 nt
Organism: Pediculus humanus corporis (human body louse)
Lineage: Eukaryota; Metazoa; Arthropoda; Insecta; Psocodea; Pediculidae
Product: serine protease inhibitor, putative
Exons: 7
Coding region: 1-1218 (405 amino acids)
Molecular function (GO): serine-type endopeptidase inhibitor activity
Source: RefSeq, a predicted model, not a curated record